This is a messenger RNA of Siniperca chuatsi (mandarin fish), 4492 nucleotides long. RefSeq names its product enhancer of mRNA decapping 3 homolog (S. cerevisiae) (gene edc3). Gene Ontology annotation, biological process: deadenylation-independent decapping of nuclear-transcribed mRNA; P-body assembly. The transcript is spliced from 7 exons. The coding region runs from base 164 to 1600 and encodes 478 amino acids. The record is from RefSeq and is a predicted model, not a curated record. Gene Ontology annotation, molecular function: mRNA binding. Lineage: Eukaryota; Metazoa; Chordata; Actinopteri; Centrarchiformes; Sinipercidae. Gene Ontology annotation, cellular component: P-body.
AACCGGAAGUAGUCAUCCAGAAGCUAGCAGUAGCUUUUGACCAUUCAAUAAGCUCAAAGCUAGCAGUUAAAGGGAGCAAGAGUCUUCCUUUCACCACUUAACUUGAUACUUCAUUCACUCGAGUUCUUGAAAAGAGUGUGCUUCGCAUUAAUUACAGAAAGUCAUGGCUGCGGAUUGGUUGGGUAGUUUGGUGUCAAUUAACUGUGGGCCAACAUUGGGAGUCUAUCAAGGAGAGGUGGUGUCUGUGGACCAGUCCAGCCAAACCAUCUCCUUAAGACAACCUUUCCAUAAUGGAGUCAAGUGCCCUGUUCCUGAGGUCACAUUCAGUGCCAUUGACAUAAAGGAACUAAAGAUUUUAGAUAUCAGAAAUGGCAAUGUUAGGAACAGCUCUUCUUCAUCUACAAAGGUAAGCAGUGCUCCAGUUGCAGUCCCAAAGGGUGACCCCAGGUGUGUGGAGAAACUAAACUCUCCUCAGCACUGCUCUAAAAGCUAUGGAGACCGGCAUCUGGAUGUACCUGGCCAGCCAAAAGGAUUUCGUCGAAGACACAACUCCUGGUCAUCUAGUAGUCGAGGGGCAAACCAAGUGACACCAAAAAAGAACGGGGUGAAGAAUGGUCAGAUGAAGCACAGAGACGAUGAGUGUUUUGGGGAUGGCAUGGAUGAUGGGCUGGAUACAGACUUUGAUUUUGAAGGAAACCUGGCUCUUUUUGACAAAGCAGCAGUUUUCUCAGAAAUUGACAUAUCAGAACGCCGUAAUGGUGCAAGGUCACGUGGGACACCACAAGAGCAGACACCCUCACGGUACCGUCAUGAUGAAAACAUCCUGGAGGCCAAACCUAUUGUGUACAGACAGAUUACUGUACCGCAGCCUGGGGCCAAAGAGUACUGCACUGACUCUGGGCUUGUUGUACCAAGUAUAUCCUAUGAACUACACAAGCGCCUGUUGUCAGUGGCUGAGCGUUAUGGUCUCUCACUGGAGCGAAGACUUGAGAUGACCGGAGUAUGUGCCAGUCAGAUGGCACUUACAUUGCUGGGUGGCCCCAACAGAUUCACUCCAAAAAAUUUACACCAGCGUCCCACAGUGGCUCUGCUUUGUGGCCCUCAUGUUCAGGGAGCUCAGGGCAUCAGCUGUGGUCGUCACCUUGCCAAUCAUGAAGUGGAGGUCAUCCUGUUUCUGCCCAAUUUUGUCAAGAUGCUCGACUCAGUCACCAGCGAGCUCACACUCUUCAACAAAACUGGCGGUAAACAGGUGUCAAGUAUCAAAGACCUUCCAGACACCCCAGUGGACCUAAUCAUUAACUGCCUGGACUGCCAUGAGAACACAUUCCUGAUGGAUCAGCCUUGGUACCGAGCAGCUGCAGACUGGGCUAACCAGAACCGAGCGCCAGUGCUUAGCUUAGACCCUCCUGGUAGUGGACAGGGGCCGGCAGUCGAGGCCAAGUGGUCUCUCUCUCUUUGCCUCCCCCUUCCCCUGGCUGAGGGGGCUGGCAGGGUUUACCUGUGUGACAUAGGUGUUCCUCGCCAGGUGUUCCAGGAAGUGGGAAUCAAGUACCAUUCUCCUUUUGGCUGCAAAUUUGUCAUCCCCUUGCACUCUGCAUAAUGGGACUAAUGGUCAAUCUUUCACCCUCCACGACCAUUUUGGUUUUGGCGCCUUAUAUUCCAGAGUAAUCAGCUGUUUUUCAGUUCAUCCAUUAAGUUUCUAACCCAUCAACAUGUGAACGGGACUUUUCCCUCAUAUUGACGGACCACUGUUUAGUACAUUAGUGCACUUAGUCCUUGUAGAACUGUUCAAGUGUUCAGUUUUAAAUUAAAUAGGACAAUCUCUGACUUAACAUGGAACAUUUCUGAAUGUCACUGUAAUCUAACCUCAUUCCAAAACCAUCUGGUGAAUAAACAGAGAUCCACCAUAUAACACAUGCAAAUGCGAUGUUGUUACAUUAAUAUGGAUGAGACAACAGAAAUCCAGCUUACAUUGGUGUUAAUAUUGCUGAUGACUUUGCUUAUAGCCUGCUGUACUCUGCAGCACUCAGUUACUGUUAUUGUUUGAUGUUUUAUUAGGAUUGACAUUCCAUCUACGCAAAUGUGGAAUAUUUGCCAUUUAUGUGAGUAAUGCUGAGUUUUCAAACUAAACCAGUGUUGAAUGGGGCAGCUACUGGAGAGAAUCCAGAAAUCAGCACUUUUGUUUGUCCAUGGUAAAUUAGGCUGUGAUAAGGGCUUUGAUAAGAUGACGCAGCAUGCAAAACACCUAGCAAUCUUGCCUUUUAAUGGGGGGGUUGCCAACAAUAUGUGGGAACAAUAGAGAGCUGAAUUCAUGACGUUACGUCCAGGCUAGCCACUGUUCCACUAGCUUCUGUAACUCAAAGAAACUGAAACCUUUUUGACUUUAACAAAGUUAAACAAUGAUUACUUUGUGAGCAUAGAAAAAACAACAAGCACGACAGUGCGAGAUUAGAUAGUUUUUCAAAAAAACUACCAUCUUUGUGUAAACACAUGAAGCGAACAAAACGACAUACUGCCGAAUAGUCUGUUCCAAGGCUGAAUUUCUAAUUAUUAGCGUUGUUACAAACGACAAUGACAUUUUGAAUGAGGUUUUCUUACUUCUGGAAUAGAACUCAGAAGUUCCACUUUCACUUCGGCUCUCUAUUGCAUCGGUUAAAGGACCAUACCAGAGUGUUUGCAAGUUUCAGUUCCUUGACUACAAAUCAUGUAUAUUUAACAUUUGUGCUGAUCUUGUUUUAGAUGCAAACUACAGUUUAAAAUGUUUUGAUGUAUUUUUCUGUUGGUUUCCAGUUAUUACUUUCCAGUACAAAAAUCAAUUAGAAGACUCAUGUUGCUGACCCAUCACAGCGAACAUCAAGUCUGCAGAAGUUUUAGUCAAUGUUACAUUAUUAUUGUGAGGUUAUGUAGUUUAAUCACAGAUUUCAAAAGUCUGCACUGCAUUACGCUGACGAAAAUUAAUGCAUACUUGGCAUUGUCUGUGAUUGACUAAAAUUUCAAGAGUGUUCUAGUAGAUUUUUAAGUUGUAUGGCAAUGAAUAGAAGCCAAUGGAUGCCUGGAAGACAAAACAGAUACAUUUAUAAAGCACAGUAGCAUGCUUUGCAUAUGGUUAGUUGGAUGUCAGAUUUAAGUGAUUGUAAUAAAUAAGCUAAACACCACUGGUAUGGUCCUUUUAGUUUCAAUACACAUUAUUGAAUUUUUACCUUGCAGGUUCAAAUAUUGACAGUUUUUUGAUCAAAGUUGUGUUGGUUUAAAUGCUCUGUAUAUGUGGGAUUUAAAGGGGUGAAUUCUCUUUGCUGAUCUAAACUCACAAUGAUCAAGAUGCAACUUCCAGCACUGAGAACCCUCUUUGAACCACUUAGAUUUGGUCUUUGUGAUGGGAAAUUGUUGAACAUUUUUCAGUUUUCUUUUCAUGUACUCCCCUUCAUGAUGUUAUGGAGUGCGCUUGUUUAUGUGCUCGACCAUUAGUGGUAUUUACCAUGAUACUAAAGCAUAGAAAUAUAAUUCAAGAAGAGCUGCUUGUUUUGUGCUGCUUCUUGAGGCCUUGACAGAGGGGUUGUACUGUCAGAUAUUUUGGAUAAUGAAAUUCAAACCCUUUGCUUGUUCUUUAACAUUUAAUUUCAAAUGCAUCCAGAACAGAGGCCGUUGUGUUAAGUUCACCAAUCUUUACUGGGCGUGCAUAUUGUGCACAACAACAUGUCCUUAAAUCUUGUAUCAGUGUAGUCUAGAAAAGGCUGAAUUGAAGCAGUUCACAGCUGCAGAGAUUACAAAGCAUGUAAUCUGGGAAAUGGCUAAUGGUAUAUGGUACAUUAACUUGUUAAUGUCUCAGGAGGAUUAAAAAUACUUUAUAUUUGUUGUUUUUUCUCUGUGCACAUCAGCCUGUGCAGGGUUCAUACGCUGAUUGAAAAUUACUUUCAUGCACAAAGGUUUUGUCCUUUAUCCAACAUUCCUCCGGCCUGAUGUGUUAUGUCACAUCUGUUGAGACAAGUCUGGCUCGGAAACAUCAGCCCGCGUUACUGAAUGUGAACAUAAGAUGCGUUUUGUUUCUCUGUGGCCACCAGGGGGCCAUGAAAACCACUUUGUGGCUCUUCCUUAUUCUGCUGUAAUGGCAGCUUUUUGUACUUAAUACCAUUUCCUCAAAGAAUAGUGUUAUUUCUCUACGAAAUGUGAACAAUCAGAAACCAUGUGGUGAUCAGGCGUUUGACAGGAAAGCACCUGUUUGAAAGUGAAUUUGUUUAAACGCAGGUCAUUAUGCUUCUUUGGGAAUUAGUUUAAAUGUUUCAAAUUCUCACAUCUGCGCCAGAUGUUUAGUGUAUGUGAGAUCAGCUUGCAGUUCAGAAAAAAAAUCGCAUUAAACAGCCAGUGGGAGGUUUUUGUCUAGACAGGACAACUGUUUCCGUUUUGGAGCGAAGUUCACUGUCGCAUAAAUACUGUGCAGUCCUCUUGUGUCAUGUCUGCAGAUUCAAACAAUAAAACAACUUUCAUCACUGCUUUA